AUGCAGCCCAGUCUCUCCUUCACCUCGCACCGGUCAGCUGUUGUUUGUUUACAUGGCUGUGUGACAUCAAGUCAACCCUUGGCAUCAAACAUCGGUCUGGGUGAGUGGCUCUGGUCCAAGGCUUUAGCGCCUUCUGACUUCGAUGUUUGUAGGCUAUGUCACUUUUCUUCACUUUAUGCUUGAAAUUACUCUCCAAUCCGAGACCAGACCCUGGCUGGACCUGACAUAUUCAGAUACCAUCUUGACUUGCUCCCCUCACAGACAUCCUGAAGAGAGUAGGGAAUGCUGCUGAUGCUGCUGUGGCUGUUGCCCUGGCCGUGACAGAACCCUGCAGCAGUGGGAUCGGUGGGGACAGCUUCUGUCUGUUCUAUGAAACAAGCACUGGACAGGUGUGCGGCCUGAACGGCAGGUGAGGGAGUGGCACUGCACUGGCACAACUUGGCACAUCAACUUCAAGAACUUUCAUCACCAGGGCUGGGAUGGCGCAAAAGCCUGCAAACCCAGUAGCUCAUGUUUUGUCAUAUUUCAUUGUGUAGUUUUUAACCACACACUUUACAGCCAGAUAAAAACCUACAGUGAGGGAAAAAAGUAUUUGAUCCCCUGCUGAUUUUGUACGUUUGCCCACUGACAAAGAAAUGAUCAGUCUAUAAUGUUAAUGCUAGGUUUAUUUGAACAGUGAGAGACAGAAUAACAACAAAAAAAUCCAGAAAAACACAUGUCAAAAAUGUUAUAAAUUGAUUUGCAUUUUAAUGAGGAAAAUAACUAUUUGACCCCCUCUCAAUCAGAAAGAUUUCUGUCUCCCAGGUGUCUUUUAUACAGGUAACGAGCUGAGAUUAGGAGCACACUCUUAAAGGGAGUGCUCCUAAUCUCAGCUUGUUACCUGUAUAAAAGACACCUGUCCACAGGAGCAAUCAAUCAAUCAGAUUCCAAACUCUCCACCAUGGCCAAGACCAAAGAGCUCUCCAAGGAUGUCAGGGACAAGAUUGUAGACCUACACAAGGCUGGAAUGGGCUACAAGACCAUCGCCAAGCAGCUUGGUGAGAAGGUGACAACAGUUGGUGCGAUUAUUCGCAAAUGGAAGAAACACAAAAGAACUGUCAAUCUCCCUCGGCCUGGGGCUCCAUUCAAGAUCUCACCUCGUUGAGUUGCAAUGAUCAUGACAACGGUGAGGAAUCAGCCCAGAACUACGCGGGAGGAUCUUGUCAAUGAUCUCAAGGCAGCUGGGACCAUGGUCACCAAGAAAACAAUUGGCAACACACUACGCCGUGAAGGACUGAAAUCCUGCAGCGCCCGCAAGGUCCCCCUGCUCAAGAAAGCACAUAUACAGGCCCGUCUGAAGUUUGCCAAUGAACAUCUGAAUGAUUCAGAGGAGAACUGGGUGAAAGUGUUGUGGUCAGAUGAGACCAAAAUUGAGCUCUUUGGCAUCAACUCAACUCGCCGUGUUUGGAGGAGGAGGUAUGCUGCCUAUGACCCCAAGAACACCAUCCCCACCGUCAAACAUGGAGGUGGAAACAUUAUGCUUUGGGGGUGUUUUUCUGCUAAGGGGACAGGACAACUUCACCGCAUCAAAGGGACGAUGGACGGGGCCAAGUACCUCCUUCCCUCAGCUAGGGCAUUGAAAAUAGGGUUGUGGAUGGGUAUUCCGGCAUGACAAUGACCCAUAACACACAGCCAAGGCAACAAAGGAGUGGCUCAAGAAGAAGCACAUUAAGGUCCUGGAGUGGCCUAGCCAGUCUCCAGACCUUAAUCCCAUAGAAAAUCUGUGGAGGGAGCUGAAGGUUCGAGUUGCCAAACGUCAGAUUCGAAACCUUAAUGACUUGGAGAAGAUCUGCAAAGAGUGGGACAAAAUCCCUCCUGAGAUGUGUGCAAACCUGGUGGCCAACUACAAGAAACGUCUGACCUCUGUGAUUGCCAACAAGGGUUUUGCCACCAAGUACUAAGUCAUGUUUUGCAGAGGGGUCAAAUACUUAUUUCCCUCAUUAAAAUGCAAAUCAAUUUAUAACAUUGCGUUUUUCUGGAGUUUUUUGUUGUUAUUCUGUCUCUCACUGUUCAAAUAAACCUACCAUUAAAAUUAUAGACUGAUCAUUUCUUUGUCAGUGGGCAAACGUACAAAAUCAGUAGGUGAUCAAAUACUUUUUUCCCUCACUGUAUGUGGUAGGCUAACAGUCAUCCUUUUCAUCAAAGGGUUAUUUUAUCAUGAAGGGUUAGGCUGGUAAUAUGAUCUAAUAUAUUCUCAAUGUUUUUGUUGGAAAAUAGCCAGUGAUAUGUAUCGUACAGUGAGACUCAUGGAUCCUAUUUUGACAAUGGCAGUUUCAUGAAAUCAGUAUUAUGAAUACUAUGCAGUAUAAAAGGAGACCCAUUCUGACCUUUAAAAGCAGUAGAUAAAUUCCUUUGCAUGUUUUAUGUGUUAUGACUAACCUUCCUUGAUUUACACGCACCGUUGGUUUUGUAAACCCACUGUACAUCAAACAGAAAAAUACUCCAACAAUCAAUUACUCAGUGAAUAAUGCCUUUCCCUCUGUUUCUUUAUGAGUGUGUAUGACACAGUGCCCACACACACACUACAACUGAAGACACAAUACUUGGUAAUAACCAAGUAAUGUGUCUUCAGUUGUGGUGUGUGUGUGGGCACUGUGUUGACUCAGGAAUAACCAGUGUUAUUCAUCUUGGCGUUGUGUUUUAUCGAGCCAUUGUUGUGUUAGGCUUCCUAUUUAACCCCAAUGUGUUGCACUUGACCUGUGAAGGCUGCUGUGAAGAACCACAGAGGAAUGUUUGCUUGGCUGACUACACCGGACUGGUUGCUUACUGACUGGCUGGCAGCCUUGAACUUAUUUGACCAUCCAGUUCUGGAUAAGUGAACUUGAGCUAAUCACUGGCCUAUUUGGGUGUGUUGGUAGCCAGUGUGGCUUGCCUGCCUUAGGAAUUUUAGGUCUCAGUCAUACUAAAGUAUGUGUGUGUGUGUUACUAACUAGACCAACACAUUUUAGUUCUGUUGACCCCUGUUUGACUGUGUGUGUGUGAUUGUGUGUGUGUGUCCUGUUCCAGUGGCCGGGCCCCAAGAGCACAGACAGUGGAUCUCCUGGAGAGGCAUGGCUACAGUGAGUCUAACCCUAUCCCAUCCUUCCACGCCCUGAACGCCACCCUGCCAGGGGCCACGGCCUGCUGGUGUUACACUGUCCCCCUGUUUGGCAGUCAGACGGUAAAGUAUGAUGUAUGGUUAUCUUAUUAUAGCUCCAGAUGGACUAUAACGUUUUAUUCUUUAGUAUUUUAUAGAAUUUCUACUCUGUUCUAUUUCUAUUCUAACAUCAACAAACGUCUCCUUUCUAUCCACUUGUUUUUUUGUAGCUUAUCCAUGGCAACAACUGAACGAAUCCUAACUCUCGCUUUCUCUUCCUGUGGAGUGAUAGCACUCUGAGUGCGUCCGUCCUUCAAUAAGCAUUAAAAACAUGCCCCCCAGUCCCACACACUGUCCUCUUGUUAUUUUUAGAUCUAAUUUGUUGCCCUGUAUUUGGCCUGGGUCCAGCGGUUCCUUCUCUAGCAGGCAGUUCUACUAUGUUUCCAUGGCUUCCUCAGAGGAGCUGUUGCUUUGUUGAUCUGUAUAGUACAGUGUAAAAAAUGAAAAAAUAUUGUGUUAAGAUAUUGAAUCACUAUUACAUGUUUCAGGGAAAAUGUAAAGUUCUUUAUUUAAAAGUUAUGCAAAUGAAGAGUUUAUUUCCAAAAUGCUAUAUCCACCAAUUCUUCACAUUUAUUUUUCAUCAGAAAUGAUUGCUUAUGGGUACCUUCAUGUGUGUGUAAAAAUAUUACUCUUCUCAGAUUUUUUAUUCAUAGAUUUUAGAUGUGUAUGAAUUUCUUUAUAUUUUUUGGGCAAAACACUAUACCCUGAGUAUACCACAACCCCUAUAUGAGUAUAGAGUAGUCCUUAGAUCAUGGAAGAAUACUAUAUCUCAGAGCUUGUCUUCAUCCUGUGAGUGGUCAGUGGGGAGGUUGAGUGUGUGAGUUUCUGGUUGACACUAAGUGUGUCCCGUAAGGGGUCGACCAGACCUCCAUCCAUCCAUUUCCUCUGAGGUUAUGACUCUGUGUAUAUGACUCCUGCUGAGGACGGUGGUGUGACUCUCUGUGUUUCCUGUUAACUUCCUGUUACCGCCGUGUCCCGGUCAUCGUUAAUUACCACAGCCACAAAGUCAUAAACCCCACCAAUUUUUCAAUGUAUCUUCUUAAAUUGUGAUUUUAACCCAUAAGAGUCUAAGCCAUUUCUAAGCCGAGGUAGGGGUACUACUAAGCUAUAUGGAAUUGUUUUAAGAAGGUCAUACCAAGGAUUUAGAAUUUUAAGACCCCUUGAAGUAUCGCAAAAAUAUAUAGAAAACAAAUAUUUGAUGAAAAAUUAUUUUUGGCCUCACUGCUAUUAGCCCAUACAAACGCAUUGAAUAACAUAUUCACUACAUGGAACAGAUAGUCCCCCCAAAAAAUCAAAAGGAAGUUUGUUCUGAAGUGUCUGUCCUAUAUCUGAGCGAUAUGAGAAAGAUCAGGAAACAUUUGUCUUUUUUUUUUUUUUUUUUUUACAUGUAUUUAACCCCUUAUUUGUGUCACUAAAGACUCUCCAUAUACAGUUGAAGUCGGAAGUUUACACACACCUUAGCCAAAUACAUUUAAACUCAGUUUUUCACAAUUCCUGACAUUUAAUCCUAGUAAAAAUUCCCUGUUUUAGGUCAGUUAGGAUCACCAAUUUAUUUUAAGAAUGUGAAUUGUCAGAAUAAUAGUAGAGAGAAUGGUUAAUUUCAGAUUUUAUUUCUUUCAUCACCUUCCCAGUGGGUCAGAAGUUUACAUACACUCAAUUAGUAUUUGGCAGCAUUGCCUUUAAAUUGUUUAACUUGGGUCUAACGUUUCGGGAAGCCUUCCACAAGCUUCCCACAAUAAGUUGGGUGAAUUUUGGCCCAUUCCUCCUGACAGAGCUGGUGUAACUGAGUCAGGUUUGUAGGCCUCCUUGCUCGCGCACGCUUUUUCAGUUCUGCCCACAAAUGUUCUAUAGGAUUGACGUCAGGGCUUUGUGAUGGCCACUCCAAUACCUUGACUUUGUUGCCGUUUUGCCACAACUUUGGAAGUAUGCUUGGGGUCAUUGUCCAUUUGGAAGAACCAUUUGUGACCAAACUUCCUGACUGAUGUCUUGAGAUGUUGCUUCAAUGUAUCCACAUAAUUUUCCUUCCUCAUGAUGCCAUCUAUUUUGUGAAGUGCACCAGUCCCUCCUGCAGCAAAGCACCCCCACAGCAUGAUGCUGCCACCCCCGUGCUUCACGGUUGGGAUGGUGUUCUUUGGCUUGCAAGCAACCCCCUUUUUCUUCCAAACAUAACGAUGGUCAUUAUGGCCAAACAGUUCUAUUUUUGUUUCAUCAGACCAGAGGACAUUUCUCCAAAAAGUACAACUUUUGUCCCCAUGUGCAGUUGUCUGGCUUUUUUUAUGGUGGUUUUGGAGCAGUGGCUUCUUCCUUGCUGAGCGGCCUUUCAGGUUAUGUCGAUAUAGGACUCUUUUGACUGUGGAUAUAGAUACAUUUGUCCCUGUUUGCUCCAGCAUCUUCACAAGGUCCUUUGCUGUUGUUCUGGGAUUGAUUUGUACUUUUCGCACCAAAGUACGUUCAUCUCUAGGAGACAGAACGCGUCUCCUUCCUGAGCGGUAUGAUGGCUGUGUGGUCCCACGGUGUUUAUACUUGCAUACUAUUGUUUGUACAGAUGAACGUGGUACCUUCAGGCAUUUGGAAAUUGCUCCCAAGGAUGAACCAGACUUGUGGAGGUCUACAAUUCUUUUUCUGAGGUCUUGGCUGAUUUCAUUUGAUUUUCCCAUGAUGUCAAGCAUAGAUGCACUGAGUUUGAAGGUAGGCCUUGAAAUACAUCCACAGGUACACCUCCAAUGGACUCAAAUGAUGUCAAUUAGCCUAUCAGAAGCUUCUAAUGCCAUGACAUCAUUUUCUGGAAUUUUCCAAGCUGUUUAAAGGCACAGUCAACUCAGUGUAUGUAAACUUCUGACCCACUGGAAUUGUGAUACAGUGAAUUAUAAGUGAAAUAAUCUGUCUGUAAACAAUUGUUGGAAAAAUUACUUGUGUCAUGCACAAAGUAGAUGUCCUAACCGAGUUGCCAAAACUAUAGUUUGUUAACAAGAAAUGUGUGGAGUGGUUGAAAAACUUAGUGUAUGUAAACUUCAGACUUCAACUGUAUGCUUCCAUUAAUAUGUUAAACUGGUACCAGGGGACCUUCAGACGAGUCUUGUGAGGCCUGUGGGUGUCCUAGAGCAAAACAACCGACAUGUACGUGUAUGUGAGAGUCUUACCUUUUCACGAGGAGUCAUAGUGUGUAGCCCAAACUGUUUGGACGCUACAGAAAGAAGUUGGCAGAUCGGCUGUACCGACUUCAGAUGAGUCCAAAGAUGCUGGUAGGGAUUGUAGAGCAAAACGGAGAACACCAUCGUGUUCGUGAGAGUCUCAUCUUUCCACAGAGGGGUCAUAAUAGUUUGUAGGCCAAACCGGACACUGCAGACGAUUUAGUGAGAAGACCGAUUUUCGGGAUAUCUCAUGGUCUGACAAACACCCCUCUAGCUCUGUCACCUCUCACCGCAGAUGUGGAAGUGUUACAUAGGCGGAUGCGGAGGUUUGAGAUGCAUCCAACAGAUAUCUCUAGCAUAAAUUGACAGAUUUUUAUGGGGAUGUUUUAUUAUACUCAUUCGAUUUCCACGGGGGGUGCAAACAUCAACCUUAGGUUUUUUUUAAACGUAACCCUAACCUUAACCACAGUGCUAACCUUAUGCCUAACCCUAACCUUAAAUUAUGACCAAAAAGCAACAACAAAAAAUCUGGAAAUUCUGUGGUAACUAGUGGGAACCCUGACUCCUUAACCAUAUGUUUCCUGUUCCUGUGUGUCUACAAGCUCUCUCUCCAGGAUGUCCUGAGGCCCGCCUCUGACCUCGCCCUUUGGGGGUUCCCCGUCGCCGUGGUGACUGCGCACCACUGGGCCGAGUGGGUCCGUACCAUGAGGGCUGCUGGGAGGGAGCUGGGAAGAGACUUCCUGAUUAAGAACGAGGCGCCCAAACAUGGACAGGUGUUCUCCAACCCUCAUCUGGCCCAAACCUUCCAAGUAACCCUGUCCUUGACUGAGAGGAGCAUCAGUGAUGUCCUACAUUACUCAGAGAGGAGUGUCUGUGUGUGCAUUUCUCACUACCGGGGCAGGCUCAACUCUACUGUGUACAGUAUCGAUCUCUGA
Coregonus sp. 'balchen' is the source of this 7241-nucleotide messenger RNA. The record is from the annotation of a GenBank genome assembly. NCBI's taxonomy places the organism in Eukaryota, Metazoa, Chordata, Actinopteri, Salmoniformes, Salmonidae.